Phytophthora nicotianae INRA-310 is the source of this 627-nucleotide messenger RNA. RefSeq lists its product as hypothetical. The transcript has a single exon. The record is from RefSeq and is a predicted model, not a curated record. NCBI's taxonomy places the organism in Eukaryota, Oomycota, Peronosporomycetes, Peronosporales, Peronosporaceae. The coding region runs from base 1 to 627 and encodes 208 amino acids.
AUGGAGACCGGUGCUCACGAGACGCUGGUAAGGGAGCCCCAAAAACCCAAGAUGACCUCUCGACUCAAGGACUACGACCGUGAAAUGGCAACUCAAGUGUUGAAGCCGGCUCGGAUUCGCAAUGGAAUAGCACGGCGGUUUGGGCUGACGGAGAAGGAGACGCCGACGCUGCGUCAAAUGCAAUGGUUCGUCAGCAGCUAUUCAAAGACGAAUCUUCACCGCAAUGGCUACCAUGACGAAAUUCUGAGACAAAUCGAGCAAUUGAUGUAUUGUCCUUCGGUCUUAGACACGAAACCAUUUUUGUUUGGAUGGAAGCGUGACGCACACGGCAGACCAGAUGUGGGAAACGGCUCUGAAGAAAAUCCAUUUUUAGUGGGACUGACAACAAAACGACUUCUGCUAAAUGCCGCUCGCGAUCCGGAUUCGUUUGUGUUCCAUAUGGAUGCCACCUUCAAGUUGAACCAAGUUGGGUAUCCUGUCAUUGUGUGUGGGAUCUCUGACAAGUGUGGCUCAUUUCACCUCGUGGCAUUUUUCAUUACGUCGCAACGUUUGGAGGACAUUUACGUGACGGUGCUGACUGAACUGCGCAGGAUUUUGCUUCAGUGUCGGGUGGGCGUCAUCUGGUAA